This is a messenger RNA of Carica papaya (papaya), 1548 nucleotides long. The record is from RefSeq and is a predicted model, not a curated record. Lineage: Eukaryota; Viridiplantae; Streptophyta; Magnoliopsida; Brassicales; Caricaceae.
UAGUCUUAAAGUGGGAGCAAGCCUUCGUUUAGUCUUAAAGGGGGACUCACUCGUCACAAAGGCAGGUUGGUAAUUGGAGAUAAUAAGAAGUUGAAAAUCAGAUUAUUGCAUCAGUGUCACAAUUCAGUUGUUGGAGGUCACUCGGGAAUUACAGCCACCUAUGUGAAAGCUAAACAACAUUGCUAUUGGCUAAGUAUGAAGAAUCAAGUUACUUAGUUGGUACAAUGUUGUGACAUUUGUAAAUGUUGUAAAGUUGAGAAGGUCUCAUUACCCAGACUCCUGCAACCACUUCUAGUUCCAUCUCAAGUAUGGGACUCGUGUCCAUGAAUUUUAUCGAACAACUCCCAAAGUCAGAAGGCAAAAACAGUAUACUAUUGGUCGUAAACCGCUUAACUAAAUAUAGUCACUUCAUACCGGCACACCAUCACUUCACAGCUCAAAGAGCAGCCGACUAUACAUGGAGACCAUCCACCGGCUAUAUGUAAUUCCACAAGUUCUGGUCUUGAAUAGAGAUAAAAUGUUCACCAUGUUUAUUAAUAUCUCUCAGGUGCAUGAUCCAUCAACAACCUAAAAUAUGAGCAAAGUGACUAGCUGCUGUCAAAUGGUAGUAUAACACUUCUUACCACUCUAGUCUGAAAAUGACCCCCCUUCCAAGCACUAUAUAAAUUCGCUUCAUCUUACUUAGAUACUAUUGACCUGCACUCUGCCUUGCAAUCAGUGGAAGCAUUCAUCGCAGAAAGGAUAAGGCUAACAGGGUAAUAAGCAACCUCUUUUGAAGGCUCAGCUCUAAUCCAAAUAGUAUGUCGAUGCUCAUUGAAGUUUCGAAGAACGUGACCUGGUGUUACUCAAGCUUUAACCAUUUAAGCAAGGAGGUCAGUAAGACGUGGUGAAACUCUCAAAGUCUCACCCAGAUUCUAUGUUUCUUUUGAAGUAACACAAAAGGUACGACUAAUGGCGUAUAGGCUCUAAUUAUCUCCAGCCUCUAGUAUGCACCUGGUUUUCAUGUGUCUCAAUUACCGAUUAAUAUGUUGACCAAUAGCAUAAUUGCAUAAUAAUUUGAGUAAAUGGAUUUCGAUACUCUCGGCAACUCCCGAAGCGAAUUCAACCAAAGUUCAGAUUUAACAAGUACUUCUUUGCAUCCAGGAAUGGUGACAACUGACCUACUCUUGUCUGGUGCCACAACAAAGCAGGCCAAAUUUUUCAUAAAUGUUUUGGCAGAGCCAGCGGAAGUGGUUGCAGAGUACCUUGUUCCAAAUAUCAGGUCCAUCCCUGCAAAUGGAUCGAUGAAACCCACAUACUUCCGUUUUCUCACUGGACUGAAAGCUUAUUCACAGAUAUUCUCAAGAAUUGCAUUUGGUGCAAGGAGAAACAGAUAUGUCGUCGAAGACUGAAAGCAGCAGAAAUGGAACACGUUAAUAAAGAAUGAAGAAUUGGGAAAUGUCUGUAAAUAGAAUACUAACUGACAUUUAAUUCUCUGGUUAUCUUGUUGCUUUACCUUAGGGCUAUGUUGGGAAUUAAUAACAAAUUUUGUAAAAAUUUAUUUAAAAA